AUAACGGUCAUUAAAAAAAUAUAUAUAUAUAUGUAUAUAUAUAACAUUUUGAAUGAGUUAUCCACAUUGCAAUGUUUUGAAAUUCGGGCUUUUAUUUUGAAGGUUUAUUCAAGCCAUACAGACGUGACGUCAUCAGUUGUGCUUCUAGUGAUCCCCUCACAUGACCAGAAAACGGAAGUGGCAUUUGAAGCCUCGUAAACAAUCGCUCUCCGACUGUCUCUUUCAAACAAACCGUGAUACAAACGCCUAGAUUAUAAGAAAACCACUAUUUAAUCGUGUUUUAUCUAGAUCUAAGUUGGGAUAGUCACCGGGAUCUCUGCUUGUCGAACUGUGAGACGGUAGGAGAGAGAGAGCGAGAGAAACAGAAACAGAUAGAGAGAUGGGUCUGUCAGAGAAAGAAGAGUGUGUCUUGUUGGAUAAAAAGCUGCUUGUCUUUAUGGACCAACUGGAGCUGCUGGAGGAGAAACGAGAGAGACUCAACUCUCUAAUAGAACAGGGAUGUUUCUCCAUGUCAGCGAGGUAUUCGAUGGGCAACAAGCAGGUGUCUGCCUGCAUGCACACCAGGUGAGUGGUACCUCUGGUCCGAGUCCACACCAGGACUCUGGAGAGUGGUGAGGCCGAGUUCCAGACAAAGAGAAGAACGCUGAAGUCUCCUGAAGAGAGACAGGUGGAGGACAUUGGACCUAAAGACAAGGAGGGUGUGAGGAGAAGAGUAAAGACGCAGGAGGUUCCAGAGAUAGACCAGAGUGACAACAAUGAUCCGUGGACAGAGACCGAGCCGGCUCCUUCCUCCAAGCCUGAACCCAACCCCCAGCAGGACCCACUGAAGUGGUUUGGAAUCCUGGUGCCUCAGACCCUGAAACAGGCCCAGGCCUCAUUCAAACAGGUGGUAGAGUUGUCAGCGGAGAUGGCUGCUCUCCAGUCUGCAGUCCUGACCACCAGACAACAGCUGCAGAUGAAACAGAAGAGCAGGAGCCAGACCUCGGACCUGACGGACAGACUGACCUGACGGACAGACUGACCUGACGGACAGACUGACCUGACUGACAGAGACUGA
Salvelinus sp. IW2-2015 is the source of this 1057-nucleotide messenger RNA. It is a transcript of the gene vma22, whose product is annotated as coiled-coil domain containing 115. Gene Ontology annotation, biological process: vacuolar proton-transporting V-type ATPase complex assembly. The record is from RefSeq and is a predicted model, not a curated record. Lineage: Eukaryota; Metazoa; Chordata; Actinopteri; Salmoniformes; Salmonidae.